GCGAGAUGCAUUCUGGGUCUGCAACAAGAUGGCUGCGCCCUUGCCCGAGUACUGAGAGCGCGACGCUUCCCGACGGGAACGAAAGAGUAAAACCGAGCGGGUCGCGUGUUCACGGCGCCCGAUCAGCAUCGACGACGCCGCGAGGCGCGCGGAGAAGGAGCGCUUAUUGCAGAGCCCCCGGGGCCGCGCGGCGACAGCGUCUGGCGUGGCUCGCGCGGGGUGUCCGCGCGACGAUGGGCCUGUUUCGGAGCCCGUGCCCCUAACUCGGAGUGGCCGCGGGGAGAGCGAACGCCGAUUCCCCUGCAAGCACGUGCCCGCCGAGCUCGGCUUCGACGGCUUUCACGUUCUGCAGAAACUGUGGACGCUGCCGUACAAUUUGCUGACGGGGGUGAUCUGCGCGACCGCUUCCGUCAUCGUUCGGAGACGCACCGGUUCCCCAGCGGCCGCUCGCGCUCUGGAAGUCGCCGCCGCUCCAAGAAGCCUGAGGACUAUGGAUGCCGAGCUGCUUCACUCACCCGUGGUGGGGCUGACUGAGGAAGAGGAGGCCGACAUGAGCGACUGGAACCUGCCGUUGGCCUUCAUGAAAAAGCGUCACCUGGAGAAGAUUGAGGGCUCCAGAGCGCUUGCACAGAGCUGGAGGAUGAAGGACAGGAUGAAGACGGUGAGUGUGGCUCUCGUACUGUGUCUCAACGUCGGCGUCGACCCUCCCGACGUGGUGAAGACCUCGCCCUGUGCCAGGCUGGAGUGCUGGAUAGAUCCUCUAUCUAUGAGUCCGCAGAAGGCCCUAGAGACGAUAGGGGCCAACCUGCAGAAACAGUACGAGAACUGGCAACCCAGGGCACGCUACAAGCAGAGUCUGGACCCCACGGUGGACGAGGUGAAGAAACUCUGCACGUCGCUGCGCCGCAACGCCAAGGAGGAGCGCGUUCUGUUCCACUACAACGGCCACGGGGUCCCCCGGCCCACCGUCAACGGGGAGAUCUGGGUCUUCAAUAAGAACUACACCCAGUACAUCCCUCUCUCCAUCUAUGACCUGCAGACCUGGAUGGGUAGUCCCUCCAUCUUUGUGUAUGAUUGCUCCAAUGCCGGCAUCAUUGUCAAGUCCUUCAAACAGUUUGCUCUGCAGAGAGAGCAGGAGCUGGAGGUGGCAGCGAUCAACCCCAACCACCCGCUGGCGCAGAUGCCGCUGCCGCCAUCCAUGAAGAACUGCAUCCAGCUGGCGGCGUGCGAGGCCAGCGAGCUCCUCCCCAUGAACCCUGACCUCCCUGCCGACCUCUUCACCUCCUGUCUGACCACGCCCAUCAAAAUCGCCCUGCGCUGGUUUUGUAUGCAGAAAAGUGCCAAGCUCGUGCCAGGGGUGACAUUGGACCUGAUUGAAAAGAUUCCCGGGAGGCUGAACGACAGGAGAACUCCGUUAGGAGAGCUCAACUGGAUCUUCACGGCCAUCACAGACACCAUCGCGUGGAAUGUCCUGCCCAGAGACCUUUUCCAAAAGCUCUUCCGUCAGGAUCUGCUGGUGGCGAGCCUCUUUCGUAACUUCCUAUUGGCUGAGAGGAUUAUGAGGUCAUAUAACUGUACUCCAGUAAGCAGCCCCAGGUUGCCACCUACAUACAUGCAUGCAAUGUGGCAGGCGUGGGAUCUUGCUGUGGAUAUCUGCCUGUCUCAGUUGCCCACCAUCAUAGAGGAGGGAACUGCCUUUAGGCACAGCCCUUUCUUCGCGGAGCAGCUCACGGCAUUUCAAGUGUGGCUGACCAUGGGGGUGGAGAACAGGAACCCGCCCGAGCAGCUACCCAUAGUCCUGCAGGUCCUCCUGAGCCAGGUGCACAGAUUGCGGGCGUUGGACCUGCUGGGCCGCUUUCUGGACCUGGGGCCGUGGGCUGUGAGCUUGGCUCUCUCUGUUGGAAUCUUCCCCUAUGUUCUUAAGUUGCUCCAGAGCUCAGCGAGAGAGCUUCGUCCUCUCCUCGUCUUCAUCUGGGCCAAGAUCCUGGCCGUGGACAGCUCCUGCCAGGCUGAUCUGGUGAAGGACAACGGUCAUAAGUACUUCCUGUCCGUCCUGGCUGACCCGUACAUGCCGGCGGAACAUCGGACCAUGGCUGUCUUCAUUUUGGCUGUGAUUGUCAACAACUACAACACGGGACAGGAGGCCUGUCUCCAGGGUAACCUCAUCUCCAUCUGUCUGGAGCAGCUGAGCGACCCCCACCCCCUCCUCCGCCAGUGGGUGGCUAUCUGCCUCGGCCGGAUCUGGCAGAACUUUGACUCGGCCCGCUGGUGCGGGGUGCGGGACAGCGCCCAUGAGAAGCUCUACAGUCUCCUGUCUGACCCCAUCCCCGAGGUUCGGUGCGCGGCCGUCUUUGCCCUGGGAACCUUCGUGGGGAACUCGGCUGAGCGGACUGACCACUCCACCACUAUCGACCACAACGUGGCCAUGAUGCUGGCCCAGCUCAUCAACGACGGCAGCCCUGUGGUCAGGAAGGAGCUGGUUGUGGCUCUGAGCCACCUGGUGGUUCAGUACGAGAGCAACUUCUGCACUGUGGCGCUGCAGUUUAUGGAGGAGGAGAAAAACUAUGCAGUGCCCUCACCUGGCAACACUACAGAGCCGGGGAACCUGACCCCAGUGAGGGAUGGCCCAACCCUGCCGCGUCUGCGCCCCGUCAACUCCUACACGAACAUCCGAGCGGCCACCACUGCUCGUAACCUGAACAAAAGCCUGCAGAACCUCAACCUCAACGAGGAGGGUGGGCCCGUGACCUUCUCCCCUGGCAACCUGAGUGCCAGCAGUAGUGCCAGCAGUACGCUGGGCAGUCCCGACAACGACGAGUACCUGCUGUCCUUCGAGACCAUCGACAAGAUGAGGCGCGUCAGCUCCUACUCCUCCCUCAACUCGCUCAUCGGCGUGUCCUUCAACAGCGUGUACACUCAGAUCUGGAGGGUUCUGUUACACCUGGCUGCCGACCCGUUUCCCGAAGUGUCCGACCUGGCCAUGAAGGUCCUUAACAGCAUUGCGUAUAAGGCUACAAUGAACACACGGCCACAGAAGAUUCUGGACUCUGGUUCUCUCACCCAGUCAGCACCUGCCAGCCCAACCAGCAAAGGAACACUCAUCCACCAGGCAGGCGCGUCGCAUGGGGCCAACCGCUGUCUGUCUCGUUGCAGCGGGUCUCCACCCAUACCGGGUGUGUCCAGUUCCAGUCUGACCAAUGAGGUGCCCAAGCCACCCACUCGUGAAGCCCCUCCUUCUCGCCCUCCGUACACGCCCACACUGGGCAAUCAGGCCCCACCUCAUUCACACCAGUUCUCCAGAACACGCAAAAUGUUUGACAAGGGACCGGACCAGAUGGCAGAGGACGGAGAUGAGGCGACCGCACACAGGAACUUCAUCAGUGUGGCUUUGCAGACUGGCCUGUGUGACUGGAGUGCCAAGUACUUCGCUCAGCCCGUCAUGAAGAUCCCAGAGGAACAUGAUUUGGAGAGUCAGGUGAGGAAGGAGCGUGAGUGGAGGUUCCUGAGGAACGCAGGUGUACGCAGACACAGCCAGCGCAUCACACAGAGAGGAAUUGCCCGACUGGACGAUCAGAUCUUUAUAAACAGGAACCCCGGCGUUCCAUCAGUUGUGAAGUUCCACCCCUUUAACCCUUGCAUUGCUGUGGCUGACAAAGACUCCAUCUGUUUUUGGGACUGGGAGAAAGGAGAGAGACUGGACUACUUCUACAAUGGUAAUCCUCGCUACACCCGCAUCACUGCCAUGGAGUACCUGAACGGGCACGACUGUUCCCUCCUGCUCACCGCAACUGACGACGGGGCGUUGCGGAUCUGGAAGAACUUUGCGGAUCAGCGGAACCCCGAGAUGGUGACCGCGUGGCAGGGGCUGUCGGACAUGCUGCCAACGACACGAGUGGCUGGAAAAGCAUUUCGGAAUUGCAGCACGAGUCGGGAUUCUAGGGAAAACCAUGGCUGCUCCGGUCUAGCUCGACGGGUUUCGAUCUAUCUUGACAGAAGUAAACAGGGAGGUGCAGGUAUGGUGGUGGACUGGGAACAAGAGACAGGUCUGCUCAUGACCUCUGGUGACGUCCGGGUCAUCCGCAUCUGGGACACGGAGAGAGAGAUGAAAGUGCAGGACAUCCCAACAGGAGCAGACAGCUGUGUGACCAGUCUGUCCUGUGAUCCACAGCGCUCCCUAGUGGUGGCUGGGCUGGGUGACGGCUCAGUGCGAGUCUAUGAUCGCAGAAUGGCCCCUAAUGAAUGUCGCGUGAUGACAUAUCGAGAGCAUGGGGCGUGGGUAGUGAAAGCUCACGUGCAGAGGGAGACAAACGGAGAAAUCGUCAGUGUCAGUGUAAAUGGUGACGUGCGUUUCUUUGAGGCGCGGACACCGGACUCGGUAAAUGUGUUACAGACGGUGAAAGGCCUGACAGCGUUGGACAUUCACCCCCAGGCUAACCUCUUUGCCUGUGGUUCUAUGAAUCAAUUCAUAGCAGUCUAUAACUCCAAUGGUGACGUGAUCAGUAAUAUUAAGUACUAUGACGGCUUUAUGGGACAGCGUAUUGGCGCUAUCAGCUGCCUUGCCUUCCACCCUUACUGGCCUCAUUUGGCUGUGGGAAGUAAUGACUACUACAUGUCCAUCUACUCAGCGGAGAAGAGACUGAGAUAACGCCAUGACCCCUCCUCUCUGACCUUUUGACUUUACACGCCCUGCUGAGGCAGGAUGUAAAUGACUUCUUGUAUAUAUGCAACUACCACCAUGAAUGUCUAGUGAAGGCUGCUGAACUCACACAAUGACUUAUCAUUAUUAUUAUAAUUAUUGUUGUCAUAAUUCUUCUUAUUUUGGAAUUAUUGAUUGUAGACUUGGCUGUGCUGAGCAGUGUGUGUAUUUGAACUGCGUAUAAAAAAAAACCCGACAGAAGUGUAGAAAUAUAUUGUACACUUCUGCUAAGAGGCUUUGCAGCCUUCCGGAAGUUUUCGCAUGCCUCCUCCUGUAGUUGCUUCGGGGUGGGGUCUGAGAGCCGAAGGGGGCGGAGUCUCAGAGCAGGCAAGGUCUGGACAUUAAGGCCAGCAAUGAGACAGCGGGGGGAGAGCGAGAGCAGGUGUUACACUGAAAGCACGCACCCUGAGCAAGCUGAAGGGGAGGACAGCAGCCCCGCUGAAACCUCAGCACCUGGACAUCGGGACUGAUUUCACGUGGACACAAGGAUUAGUGCAACUCGCGUGACUGGAUGCUUUGAGGGACUCACAUGUGCUCUCUCUCCCCAGCUGAAAUGUAGGAACCAAAGCACAGGCAUUCGCUGUACACGCACUUGUGCGCAUGUACGCGCGUGCGCAUAUGUUUGUGUCUUGCCAUGCUGAAGUAACACACCACACCUUAUGAACCAGCACACAGACUCUUACGGCAUAUUCUGAUUGGCUUACAUACAUGUCCACACACACACACACACACACACACACAUGCGUGCACCCAGUGCCAAAACCCAAUCUCCACACAGACACACACAAUUGAGCACACACCCUUACCUUCCGUGCAGUAACACCUUUGAAAGUUCUCUCCGGACUCUGGACCACUGGAGGAAGAGACCGCACUACCCCCAACCUCAAAUGUUUGCUUGCACAGAUCAAUACAAGAGCCAGAUCAUACAUACACAGAGCAUUUCCCCCCCCCCCCCCCAAGUCAGGAAGGUCUGGGAAAGGGGGUUUAUAAACACUCUAUCACAUGCAUGGAAUUCUGGCACUGUCGUCUGUGACUGUUGCUUCUCCCUCCAGGGUGUGCCCAUGACCUCUUGAACUUUGAACUAUUGAAAGGUCAUAGGCCACUGCCGCCGUCACGGCGUCCACCUUGUGUACCAGCCAUCUUGAUAGCCGCUGCCAUCAUCGUCCAUCGGUCUUACAUGGCACCGCAAAAUGUGUUUUCCCAGCGGGACUUUUUAAAUGCUUUGCUUUUCAUCUUGGUUGGUUUGUUUGUUUGUUUGUUUGUUUGCUUUUGUUCUGUAAUUGCUUGGUUUGUUAGGCACUGGGUCACUGCUACUGAAACGCUGAAAAGCCAAACCCCACGCAGCACUCAGACAGCACUGCUUCCACAUCUGUCACUCUUUCGUUCAUCCCCUCCCCCCCCCCAUUCAAAUAGCUUUAUUGGCAUGAACUGUAAUUAACAACCGUUGCCAAAGUUAUUAUAGAAUUCUUAAUAUUAAUCAUCAUAAAACUUGAAAAAAGGAAAAUAAAUAAGUCCAUAUAAUAAAGAUUAGACAAGUACUUUCAUAUUCUCUCCCCCUCUUCCCCUCCUGCUCCGCUUUCUGUUUAGCACGUUGGCUCACACAUCUGCCUCGUGACUCAGUGCUUCUCACUGAUCUGAGUGUUGGAUCUUUUAAGGCUUUAAGGCAGCCGUCUUCACGCUUGCUUCGCAAACCUCCUCUCUCCUUCUUUCUCUCUCUCUCUCUCUCUCUCUCUCUCUCUCUCUCUCUCUCUCUCUCUCUACCGCUCCUUCUCCACCCAUCCUGCACCUCUUCUCCAGCACCAAAAUACCUGGAGAUUGGAAACAGGUCGUUGGGGAUGGGUUAGGAAAAUGGGCCCAAAAGGCGCGUGGAUCUUGUCCGUGGUGCAGUUUUAGCAGAUGGGGGUCGGACGAUGCUGUGCUGUGCAGAGUCACCAGUACGAACUGCAGUGAAAUCAGACGGACAGCGCCACCUUGGGGACAGGUUUCACCUGUUCGGUACAAUAUUCAUGUGUCACUGAAGACGUAAUAACUGAACAAAUGUGUGUAGAGUCCAAGCCAGGCACUAGGUCCCAGUCUUGUUUGCUUGUCUCUAAAACUCAAAUGACUGCCUGGAGUCAUUCGAGUUGCUCGAAAUGUAUUGACGUAAAAUCAAAGUAAGACGUUUUUGUGAAGUGUGGUUAGAAAUUAGGUGGCUAAAAAUGAGGCUUUAAUUAUUUAGGGGGGCUUUCUACGAGCCAUACUCGUCACCAAUCAAUCUGUAAGUGUACAUACUGUUAAACACCAAAACCUGUUACCAGGGCAACCACCUGGAAGAGGACGAUGGGCCUCUCGACUAGUUCAGCAGUGUUCCACUGUCAACAUUCAGAACCGAAGUGGAAAUGCCUUUAUUUUUGCCACACCGGAGACCGGGGGCCACAGACUCGCUCAAUGUCGCCGUGGUGUGGCGUUCCCCACGGAGGACAACGACUACCCGUCCCUUAGAAACACCGAGCUUCCUCCACACCUCUACAUUCAGGCCAAAUAUUUCCAACAUUUGACACUGUAUUUACCUCUCAAAGAACUACCUUUUGGUUCUGAUUUCUGAUGGUUGAACAUUACUUAUUGCUGUGUAACAAUUUUCACCUUUAUUUUUAUUUAUAAGGUUUUUUUUUUAUCACAUUCUCUUUAUUGUGCUUGUUUUUCCCCCUUUGAACAUGGUUUUGUUUUAAGUUGGUUGCGUUUGUUAGCCUUCUACAAUGCCUGCCUUGAGCUUGACCGAGAGACGCGUCUUCUUUCCCCUGCACAGAAGCCUCUCAUGUCCCUCUGGCCUUCAGAGUCGAGUCGGAGCUGUGGCUAACGCCACGCUCACGGGCUGGAUUCACUUAAGGAGCAAUAUAUUUGUAUAUAAUGGACCUCGGUCACAGGCCCACCACAUACAACUCUUCAGCCCCCUAGAGGGGUGCGUAGGAGAUACUGCAGCUUCACUGAGUGGAACUGAAUGGUCACUGACUUUACCCCCAGCCCUUCCCUCGCAGAUUAUCCUGCUUUGAGUUUUAACAUUUUAGAUUUAAAGAAAAAAGAGAAACUUGUAGAAUGCAAUCGGGUGUUAUCUGUGACUUUAGAUUGCUUUGCUGGCUGUGGUUUUUAUGAAAAGAAAGGAAUCACUCAAAUAAACCAAAUACACCAACA
Molecule: messenger RNA, 7864 nt
Organism: Electrophorus electricus (electric eel)
Lineage: Eukaryota; Metazoa; Chordata; Actinopteri; Gymnotiformes; Gymnotidae
Gene: rptor
Product: regulatory associated protein of MTOR, complex 1
Biological process (GO): cellular response to amino acid stimulus; TORC1 signaling; positive regulation of cell growth
Cellular component (GO): cytoplasm; TORC1 complex
Molecular function (GO): protein-macromolecule adaptor activity; protein binding
Source: RefSeq, a predicted model, not a curated record